Molecule: messenger RNA, 3040 nt
Organism: Nycticebus coucang (slow loris)
Lineage: Eukaryota; Metazoa; Chordata; Mammalia; Primates; Lorisidae
Gene: SPIRE2
Product: spire type actin nucleation factor 2
Exons: 13
Coding region: 99-1922 (607 amino acids)
Biological process (GO): polar body extrusion after meiotic divisions; cleavage furrow formation; Golgi vesicle transport
Cellular component (GO): cell cortex; cytoplasmic vesicle membrane
Molecular function (GO): actin binding
Source: RefSeq, a predicted model, not a curated record
ACGAAGCGCCCGCCCCGCCCCCGCGCUCGGCCGGUGCGUCGCCCCGCGCGGCCGCGAUGGGUACCGGCUGGGCGCGCGGGCGGCGGUGACCGGCCAGUAUGGCCCGGGCGAGCGGAGCGGGCGGCGUGGGGGGGGCGGCGGGGCGGCCGGAGCCGUGGGAGCUGUCCCUGGAGGAGGUGCUGAAGGCUUACGAGCAGCCCAUAAACGAGGAGCAGGCGUGGGCCGUGUGCUUCCAGGGCUGCCGGGGGCUGCGGGGCGCGCGGGGCCGGCGGCGCAUCCGGGACACGGCGGACAUCCUCCUGCGCGGGGACGGCUCGGUCAGCGCGCGGCUGGAGCCGGCGGAGCUGACAAUGAUGGUGCCACCAGCCAGCUCAGAAGCCCAGAUGGUGCAAUCGCUGGGCUUUGCUAUCUACCGGGCACUGGACUGGGGGCUGGACGAGAGUGAGGAACGUGAGCUCAGCCCGCAGCUGGAGCGUCUCAUUGACCUCAUGGCCAACAGCGACCAUGAUGACAGUGGCUGUGGAGUGGCAGACGAGGGCUAUGGGGGCCCUGAGGAGGAGGAGGAGACUGAGAGCAGCCCCCGUGCUGUACGCACCUUCACCCAGGCCAUGCGGCUGUGCGCAGCGCGCCUGACUGACCCUCGGGGUGCACAGGCCCACUACCAGGCGGUGUGCCGUGCACUCUUCGUGGAGACGCUGGAGCUUCGGGCCUUCCUUGCCAGGGUCCGGGAGGCCAAGGAGAUGCUGCAGAAGCUCCGGGAGGAUGAGCCCCAGGUGGAGAAGUCCCAGGCAGAGCUCGACAAGCUGGGCCACACGGACUGGGCCCGGCUGUGGGUCCAGCUCAUGCGAGAACUCCGCCAUGGGGUGAAGCUCAGGAAGGUGCAGGAGCACGAGUUCAACCCUCUUCCCACUGAGUUCCAGCUCACACCCUUCGAGAUGCUGAUGCAGGACAUCCGGGCCCGGAACUAUAAGCUGCGCAAGGUCAUGGUGGAUGGGGACAUCCCCCCUAGGGUGAAGAAGGAUGCACAUGAGCUCAUCCUGGACUUCAUCCGCUCUCGACCUCCACUGAAGCAGGUCUCAGAGAGACAACUUCGCCCAUUACCGCAGAAGCAGAGGACCCUGCAUGAGAAGAUCCUAGAGGAAAUUAGGCAGCAGCGGAGGCUGCGGCCAGUGGGCGGCGAGGGCUGGGCUGUUCGCGGGUUUGGCUCCCUGCCCUGCAUACUUGAUGCUUGCUCUGGAGAUGCCAGGUCCACCUCCUGCAUCAACCUGUCUGUCCCAGACGCUGGAAGCGGCACCCAGCGCCCACGGGCACGGGUGCUGCUCAAGGCGCCCACCUUGGCCGAGAUGGAAGAAAUGAACACAUCCGAGGAAGAAGAGUCUCCGUGUGGAGAGGUAACACUGAAGCGAGAUCGCUCUUUCUCAGAGCAUGACCUGGCCCAGCUUUGGAGUGAGGUGGCCUCUGGUCUGCAGCCAGCCACCCAGCCCCUAAGAGAGACAGAGCCACAGCUCCGAGCAGACAGUGUGCAUGCAUGGAGGCCGAGCACCCAAGACCAAAGUUCUUGUCCUGGGAGUGUCCAGUCCGGGCCUGGUCCAAGCUGCCCUCCACUCAGCAACCUGGGCUCUAUGGAGGACAGAGCAGAAACCUCUGUGGUCCCAGAAACCAAACACCUGUGGCUGGAGUUCAGCCAUCCUGUGGAGAGCCUAGCCCUGACCGUGGAGGAGGUAAUGGACGUGCGCCGUGUGCUGGUGAAGGCUGAGAUGGAGAAAUUUCUUCAGAACAAGGAGCUCUUCAGUGGUCUGAAGAAGGGGAAGGCCUUCCCACAGAUUUGCUGCUGCUGCCGGGCCAGGUUCCCACUGUUCUCGUGGCCACCUACUUGUCUCUUUUGCAAAAGAGACAGAGUCUCACUUUAUUGCCCUUGGUAGAGUGCCGUGGCCUCACACAGCUCACAGCAACCUCCAACUCCUAGGCCCAGGCGAUUCUCCUGCCUCAGCCUCCCAAGUAGCUGGGACCACAGGCGCCCGCCACAACGCCUGGCUAUUUUUUUGUUGCAGCUUGGCCGGGGCCGGGUUUGAACCCGCCACCCUCGGCAUAUGGGGCCGGCGCCCCCCCUGACAUAGUCUUACAAAACAGUAUACAAAGUACCUUUAUUUGAAAGUAUGUUUAGAAAAUUCUGGAAGAUAGAAACUUUAUUACUAGCAGGGGCUAACUCUGAGGAUGGGCUGUCUAAAUUGUAAUUCUAAUGUUUGAAUUAUUACAAGAAGGUACUUACUUUUGAAACCAGGUAUGAGAAUAAAAAACUAUUAAUCAUUGCUUAGCUGGGCGUUGUGGUGAGCGCCCGUAGUCCCAGCUACUUGGGAAGCUGAGGCAAGAGAAUCACUUAAGCCCAAGAGUUUGAGGUUGCUGUGAGCUGUGAUGCUACAGCACUCUACCUAGGGUGACAUAGUGAGACUGUGUCUCAAAAAAAAAAAAAAAAUCACUGCUUAAAACUGAGCAUAUGGGGCGGCACCUGUGGCUCAAGGAGUAGGGCGCCGGUCCCAUAUGCCAGAGGUGGCGGGUUCAAACCUAGCCCCAGCCAAAAAUCCAAAAAAAGAAAAAAACAAACAAAAAAACUGAGCAUAUGAGUUGAGGCGCUUCUGGCUGAAGACGGCUCUCCUACAGUGAGAAGUGCUGGGUACACAGCAGUGUGGGGUAUGAGAAAGCUGGACCAGAGAGAGCACUGAGGCUGCAAGUGUUUUGGGUAGACAGCUAAAUACAAAGAAAAGCAAGGUUGUCUACGGCCAUACCAUCCUGAAUGUGCCCGAUCUCGUCUGAUCUCAGAAGCUAAGCAGGGUUGGGCCUGGUUAGUACUUGGAUGGGAGAAAAGCAAGGUUUUAGAGUAAAAUGAAAGUACAGUACUGAAAUACCCAGGGAUCAAGCAGAAGGCAAGGAUGGUUUGAGCCAGGAUGGAGUCAGUGGGGUCACUGGGGGUGGGACACGGAGGCUGGCCUGCAGUUGCUGCUUUGUGCGCCUCUUCCCUGCUGACACUACCUCCCCUCCAUUC